UUGUCUGAGAGUUGUAAAAAAAUGUUUUGAUGCACUUUUGUUUUUGUGAAAGUGGUCCCCAAUCAAUCAAAAAAAUGUUCACUCUUUUCUGUGGAGGUGUGCAGGAAAGACAAAGUUUUCCUCACUAAUUUAAAGUAAAACUGUGGGACUAAUUGAUUUACAAAUGGUCAUUUUGUCGGUGAAGUAUUCCUUUAACAUCUUCACAAUUUUCUCCUGACCCACUGCACUCAAUUAAAAUAAAAGUAUCCGGCUCAAGAAUCCCAUGCUUAUCUGUGUAUGUGUCUUCAAUGCAGAUCUGGAUCUUAAUCCAGUAUAAAAAUGUUAUCAUUUUCUGUUAUUUAAAUGAUCACUUUAGAGGACUUUGUGCUGCAUCGUUGGAGUGCUUUCCAUUUUCUUGUUUUUAUUUUAAUGAAAUCUGCCCUUUCUGUCUGAUAAAUUGAUUGUCUUCACGUUGAUGGAUGGGAACUUGUCGGAAGAACAUUUCAAUCACUGCUGUAAUCACUGCCUUUUUGUGUCAAAACUUAAAUCAUAUAUCCUCUGAAAUUGAGUGAACAUUAAAAUUUAUGUCAGUAAGAAAGAAAUCAAUAAAUCAGUUGAGCCAUGAACUGAAUAUUCUUAAAUCUGAUUUAUCUGAAUGAUAAUUCAGUCAAGUACAGGUGACUGAAGUCUGCAUCAGUUCUUUCAAGAAAUUGUAAACAUCCAUGUGGAUCAGUAUGAUGGGUUGUUUAAAAGCUUUCAGUGCUUCAAAAAAAUGCCAGGAGGUAGUUGCAAAAUUGUAAAUCAAAGACAUGAAUGAAGUGAAACGUGUGGACCCAGAGAGCCACCUGGCAGUCACCUGGCAGAUCAAACAAGAGCCCAGCCAUCAACAAUCAGUACUUAUGGGUGUAAAUUGAAAAUGCUGUCUGUCUUGUUCUAACUUAAAUUUUUCUCCAUAGUUUUCUUAUCUCUUUAAAGACAGAGAUUAUCUACCCGGUCAAAACGUAUGGGUCCUUCACUUGAUUUAUCGCUCAUUUCUUCCUGGUUAAUGCUCUGUGCUAAACAAGGGCCGAAAGCAGGUGUUGGUCUGGCCACAGUUGUUAUCUCCUUUGUGUUCUCCACGUACUACAAUGUGCUCAUGAGCUGGGCACUUUACUAUUUCUUCAACUCGUUCGAAUCGACCCUCCCCUGGACUUCCUGCAACAACACCUGGAAUCUUGUCGAAAAUUGUUCCAGUGGUUUCCCUGGCAAUGCCACCCACCUGCAGUCUGCCAGCCAGCAGUUCUUUGAUCACAGACUUUUGCAGAAAACCAGUGGCAUUGAAGAGACUGGCGGUAUCCGCUGGGAACUCUUUGGCUAUCUCAUUAUUUCAUGGGUCGUCGUGUAUUUAUGCAUAUUUAAAGGAGUCAAAUCCACCGGCAAGGUUGUGUAUUUCACCGCCGUAUUUCCGUACUUCAUUCUGUUUGCCCUGCUCAUUAAUAAUGUGCAGCUUCCCGGGGCCAAGAAUGGUAUCCUCUACUUUGUGACACCUGUCUGGAACAAACUGUUUGAAGUGAAGGUGUGGGUUAAUGCAGCUGCCCAGGUGUUUAACUCCAUUGGAAUAGCAUUUGGCUCCAUGAUUUCAAUGGCUAGUUACAACAAGUUCAACAACAACAUUCUCAGGGAUGCAUUAAUUGUGUCGAUUACCAAUUCGUUCACCAGUAUCCUGGCUGGCUUUGUGAUCUUCUCAGCCAUUGGCUACAUGGCUCACACACAUAACCUACCAGUGGAAAACAUAGCUACAGAUGGUCCUGGUUUGGUGUUUGUUGUGUACCCUGAAGUCCUCUCCACCAUGCCUGUCUUUCAGCUGUGGGCCCCUCUGUUCUUCUUUAUGCUGCUGUGUCUUGGCCUGGACAGUCAGUUUGCCACAGUUGAGGUGGCUGUAACAUUCAUAAAAGAUGAGUUUGGAGCCCAAAUUCUACGUUUCCUCAAGAGAGAAGAGCUGCUGGUCCUGGCUGUGUGCAUCACUGGCUUCAUCCUGGGUAUCCCUCAUGUUACCAAGGGAGGUAUUUAUGUGUUUCAGCUGAUGGACCACUACACUGCUGUGGUCUCCCUCAUGUUCCUGGCUUUCUUUGAAGUUGUCGCUAUCUGCUGGAUCUUUGGUGUCCCACGCAUCUGCUUGAUGGUCAAGAGGAUGCAAGGAAAAACUCCAAACAUAUACUUUCGUCUCUGUUGGCUGGUGCUCUGUCCUAUGUUGGUGCUGUGUAUACUGAUCUCCAGCAUCAUCCAGUACACUCCUGCUCGCUAUGGGAAGUACACAUACCCAGGGUGGGCUGAAGGGGUGGGCUGGUGUGUCUCACUGGUCUCCAUAAUCUGGAUCCCACUUGGAGCCAUGCAAGAGAUCUGUAGCAACAAAGGCUCACUUCUUCAGAGACUUAAAGCAACUUUGAUUUCAUCAGUAGACAUGGAUGCUGAGGAUCCACUGCCGGAAAAACAAAACCUAGACAGCUCGGUGACUGAAACCUUGCUUACUUAAGUGGCAUGACUAGAAAUACAGGCAAAGCCAUGUCUGUGAGUCACAGACAGAGAUGCACUGUUAAGGGUACUUUUUAGUGAUGGAAAGAAAACAUAUUUACACUGAGAUACACAAUGUCUCUAUUCUAAAAUGAUCAUUUUAUGUUGUUUGUCCUUCCAGGACAGAUUCCUUACUAUGUAUCUUGAGCACACUGCACAUUUGUAGUGCUUUGAAAGCUUAAGACACACACAUCAUUUGUGCCUGGUACAAUUUGUAUAUUUAAAAAUCUCAGAUUUUGUCCAUCAACUAAAGAUUGUUUUAAUAUAAUUUAAUUAAAUUUAUGCAUGUGUGCGUGUGUGCCCUGUCCAGACUAGUCAGGUGUUUAUUCCAACCAAAGACUGAAAUGUAAAUGAUUACUUCCUCCGCUUUGGUUGAUUAAUCAGUAAACAUGCCUUGUAUAUGCAGUGAUGUUUUCUCUUGCAGUGUGUAAAUAAGACUGUAUUAUGCAUCUAUGUUAGAGACAUUCAGAGGUUUAUUAACUCUUUAGCUUAAUACAUAGACUUAAUCCUUCAAGGACACUUUCCUUUAUAAGAUACAUCAUGAAGGGGCUGAAGAGGCCUGUCCCAUUCAAAGGUCUUCUCCAAACGCAGCAGGGAAAUGACACCUUCUUUUGACCAAACCCAGUUGUCUUUGUGGCCUUAAACCCCAUAAAACAUUGUGCUGCAAGGUUGUUUAAUGUAGAGUUUGAGUCAAGUUUGUUUUUGGCGGUCAUCACCUGGAAUCACCCAAUUUAAAAAAAAAACACUACAGUGUAUUUCAUAACAGAAAAAGUUAAAAAGUUAAAUGGUUACAAGAUCUUUUCUCAUAAUUACGAGAAAAGAUCUCAUAAUUACGAGAUCCUGAUCUCGUAAUUAUGAGAUCUUUCCUCAUAAUCACGAGAUCAGGAUCUUGUAAUUACGAGAUAAGGUGUCUAAUUUUUUUAUCCAGUGAAUGCAAUGCACUAAUAACUGACAUGCUUUAAUGCAUCAAUAGUUUUGACCUGUGAGAGGAUGGACUGUCUCACUGUGGUAGGAAGAGUGGCUUUAAGUGGUCUACAAAUUUGGGUGAGGAGAGCAGCGGUUCCCAACCUUUUUCUGCAGGGGGCCAUUUGUCUAUCACUGAGUAAACUGACGACCCCUGACUCGGUGACAUAUUUUAUUCGUAUUAUAUUCAAUAAUAUGUGUAACAAUAACAGUGCAGAACAUCUGGUACACUACACUUUUAGGUCAAAUAGUAAACAAAUGACUUUAUUUGAAAAAAUGUUAAGAAUCAUACAUACUAACUUUGCAUUUUUUGGUCAAAUUCAGUGUUUUCUUCUCUCUGACACUUUGCCAUUGUGGUGUUAGCUCUUUGGAUGUCUGAACUGCGUACUUUUCUAAUGCAGGACGAAGUUGUUAAACAGAGUAGUGUGUCUCUGUGAAUACAGCUUGUGUUCAGGUCUUCACUGUGUCCUUAUCUUGUGAGAUUUUGUUUUCUUACAUCCCUUAAAAUCAAGAAGGUUUUGCAACCCCCCAUGAAGCUUUGAUGAUCCAUAGUGGGGGUCAGGACCCCCAAAUUGGGAACCAGGGCUUUUGAGAUUUCAGCCUCUGAUCUGGAACUCAGCUUGUGUCUUAAGCGGGAUUUAUACUUGUGCGGUGGUGUGUCUGUGUUGCUCUGCAGUUACACCUCCAAAACAGUAGUCUGCGGCGGAGUUUCUGUGGAGAGCUGUAAAGUUUAGUUAAUUCACAACACACAUUAAAGACGGCUUAAUAGAGACAAUUUUAAACACAAGUACACAAAUUGGCUUCACUAUAACAUAGACAAUGCACUUGUCUUUUGCUGGACACAUUUUCCACGCAAAUUCAACCUGCUAAUGUUAUUAGCACAAGUCUAUGCCAUUUUACAUUGUAUAAAUUAGCCUAGCGGCUGGUGGAGUUUUCCUCUAUUCAUAUAAAACCAGGGACAACAGCAACAUUUAACAAAGGUAACUUUACAAAAUUCAUUACAUUUCACAAGACUCACCAACAAGACUCACCAACAAAACAACUGUCUUAUACUAAACAUGUUUUCCAAACAAAUUUAACAUGCUAAUUGUUAUAUUUACAUCGACGCAGAGCCUAAGGCGUCAAUUUUAUGCAGAGGUAUAAAUCCUGUGUUAGCCUGAAUGGAAGCUAGAGACAGACAGUGACACUAGUGUGGAUAUAUAUUAUAGCAUUUUAGCUUUACAGUGCCUUAACAUCCUUCACAUAAAGUCAAAAACCCUGAACACACAUUGGCAUAAACAAACCCAGACUAAUACCAUUUUUCACGUAAAUGUUUUACAUGGAAUGUAACUGUAAUGUUAUUGUAGAUUUCUCUAAAAUGUACUAUUAAGAUUUUUUUUUUGCUCAGUGUUGCAAAGCUUCGGAGAGACUGAUUUGUGGCUGUAAACAAGUGAGUGGUGUGAUCCAGGAAGCAGGUUAAUGUUGCACCGAUGUGAACUGAGGUCCUUCAAAGGUGAAUCAGUGCUGGGAAUUUCUCUGAUCUCUGCAGGCUGAGGAAUAGGUUAUUUCUCAGCAAUGCAUCUGACAUUAUUUUUUUAACUUUCUUGGAGCAGGAAACUCACAAGAGAUUUUGAGAUUAUAAAUGGUGCCUUUGAUCUGCUUCCAUAAAGCUGAAUUGGGCUAAUGAGGGUAGAUAAUCCAGAGGAGGGCAACACUUAUCUGGUAAUCUGGUUACUCUCCAUUCAGGGUCUAUUGUAUGACCCAAAAUCUGCAGUUAAUCACUGACUGUUUUAUCUCUGGUCUGAACACAGACGGAAACCAAAAAAAGUUCACGUUGGUGAUACGUAAUUUAUUUCAACUCGAGCUUUAACUUUAAGAUUGUUCACUUGAGUUUUUUUAAUGAUUGACCUCCGAUCUAGACAUCUCGGAAAAGCUGAUAGUGAGAUUACACCACGUCCAAAUUCCGUGUGACAAUAGGAGAAAAGGGUUUGGUUGGUUCAGUGUGGGAAGUGUAUGUUUAGGGUUAGUAUGUUAUAUAAAUGAACUACCUCGACUGGAAAUGCCCAGGGGAGAUAAAGUCACACUUUGAUGUAAGAUUGUCUAAAAUGUUGUGCCCUAUAUUGCAUUUUUGGCCUUUUACUUUUAAUUUUUUUUUUUUUUUUACUGGUUAGCUUAUCAAAGAACCUCUCAUUAAGAAGAGCCUUUUUUAUAGUACUGAAAACAUGCUCUGAUAAUGAAUGUUCAAGACACCUGAACAUGAUUUUCAAAAUGAUACAAGAAGAAACAAUCUAAUCUUAGCAGUGAUACAUGCAUUGCACACUGUAUCACAGUUUAAAGGUGAAAAUGCUUUCAAUCCAGUUUUGUAUUUGUUUUUGUUUUUUUUGCACAAGAAACUAACCUGUAGGCUGAAAACAAAUACUGAUCAGAGACACGUCGUGGGACUUUAAGCUUCAAGUGCCUGUCAUGAGCAAGUUUUGAUUUUAGAUUAUCUAUAUUGAAUCAGAUGGGUGGUUCUUAACCUUUUUUUGUGUGUUACGCAUCUCUAAAUUGAUACAUAUUAGGUCACAGACCCCCAUUUCAUAAGAUUUUGCUUCAGGGACCUCCAUGUGGAAAGAUUUUGGUUGUUACAUCAGAAUUCUGUAGUUGUGGAAAUAACUGUUGGGGAACUCUUACCCACAUUGGGAUCACUUCUAUAGUAAAUUAAAGAGUAAAAAAGAGUAAACUACCCCCAUUUUUUGUGGACCCUCCUGGAACUCCCUUAAAGACACCUAGUUGAGAACCACUAAAUAAGACGACUGAAACUUUUAUUUAAGAUGUUGUUGCGUAUGUUGUUGCUGUAAACUGCCUUAUUUUGCUUUAUGUCAUGAAUUGUUUAAAUUGUAUGCAAGGAUGAUUCAGAAGCAUGUUAACAAUACUGCUUACACUUCUUAGUAACUGUACUUUUAAUAUGAGCUAAAUACAGAUUAUUGUGGGCUGUUAACAGAAAUGUACUUGUAAUCAUCUUGUUCAGAAGUGUAAAAAGUCUGGGUUAUUGGAACAAAAGGAGUUGGGCAGCCACGUGCCAUGACAUGCUGACAACAGACCACAGCUGCUGAUUUCACUUAUUCGUUUCAGAUGAUCGUCUCAGUGACUAUGUUUACAUGCACAAUGAUAUUCCACUACUAUUCUAAAUGUGAUAAUAUUCCAGAUUUCAUCCAUGUUUAUGUAAACAGUACAUUCUGUUUGUAUAUUCCAAAUUAGGCCUUUUUUUCCCCCAAAUUUAGAUUUUUCCAAUUAAGAUGUGGGGUAUACUGGUAUUAUUUGGGUUUUAAUAGCAUUAUUUUGACAUGUGUACAGCGCAUUUGAAAUAUGCGUCUCAACUGAGUUUUUAUUUUUUUUACUGCAGUUUGUGACACAUUGCAUCUUGCCUGUUUACAGUCAGCUCUGUGCAUUGUCAUGGAGACACUGUGCACAAACCAACUCGCCAACAGUUAUAGAAAUGCAUUCCUAAAUUAAAGACUAAAUUUUUAGUAAGGAGAGAAACACGCCUACUUUUAAACAUUAUGAAAGACUUGGAUGUCAACAGGUUUUUGGAUAUGCGCAUAUAUUGUACCACUGACUUUUUCAAGAGGGUGGUUGAAUGAAUUAAAGAGGAAGGCUGUGUUUGCAUCGUCAAAAAUUAUUGGCCACUGGAAAAGCCGUUUUUAAUAUUUCGAUGUGAUGAAUGACAUGUUUGGGCACGUAAUUUGGAGUAUGCACAGCUGCAUGCAAACGUGAAUAUGAGUGUAGGAGGCAUUUUCAUCUUAGAGGAAUAUUGUCUUCUUUUUUUUAAAAUAAGGGCAAAAACCUGAAUAUUUUGCGCAUGUAAACGUGGCCAGUGAAGUCAGCUGCUGCAUUUUGUGGCAGAAUAAAAAACCUGCAGACUCUCUUUGCUCCAUGAAACAAGACUUCUCAUCCCUCAAUUAAAAUAUCUUCUCAUACAAGCACAUUUAAAAUUUGUGACUCAAUGCUGUCAUGUUAAAUUUGUGACACAGUGUUGUUUCUCUUAACAGUGUUUUCAUAUUCACACACUACAACAGUGAUAAUGCUGAUCAGACUUUGCUAAACAACUAUAUAUUUGUAAGGCAGUGUGUGUGUUUUUUAUUUUAAUUCAAGACUCAAUGUAUUUUUCAUGUUUUAUGUUUGUGAGACAAAAUCCUACAAAUCUCUUUGCUAAAAUUUCUUUUCAUAUCAGUGAAUAUUUUAAAUUUUUCCUUACUGUUUUUAUCAUAUUUUCUACUGUGUUGCUGUGCUGAUUCUUGGUGUCUUAACAUUUAGUUAAAUAAAACACUUUUAUUCUU
Epinephelus fuscoguttatus (brown-marbled grouper) is the source of this 7790-nucleotide messenger RNA. RefSeq lists its product as uncharacterized. Bases 983 to 2491 code for a protein of 502 amino acids. Gene Ontology annotation, biological process: sodium ion transmembrane transport. The record is from RefSeq and is a predicted model, not a curated record. The transcript has 12 exons. NCBI's taxonomy places the organism in Eukaryota, Metazoa, Chordata, Actinopteri, Perciformes, Serranidae. Gene Ontology annotation, cellular component: membrane.